CUUUCCGUUCAGGAUGGAGGGACAGGCGGUUGCUUUAAUUCCUUGGGACUUCCGAGGGAAGAAAUGGGCAGAUCUUUUCUCCUAGCCACGUUGUGGGGGGCAAUUCCCAGGCCGCUUUUCGACAUUCUACUCUGCAGUUACAAAACAGAUAUAGCAGUCAUUCUUUGCGUUACUUUGUUGGACAUGUUUUCGAUUGCUACGGAGAUAAUUGGAGGAAGCAGAUUGGCGAUGUUAACGAGCUACUUAGCUAACUAGUUAACUAUCCAGUGCACCAGAAUGCAACAGUGACUGAUUCUGACCUUGAUUGUAGUGAGAAAAAAUACCACUGUUGUAUGUGGUGAAGUCAGGGUGUGAUGACAUCGUCCAGUGGGCCUCGGCGGCAGUCCCGUGGAUUCGUCCUCCGCACGCAUCACUUGACCAUCCCCUCUUAAUCCCCUGGACAACCAGCGUUCUUUCUUUAUCCCAGUCACACCACUCUUCCACUGAACUACUGUAUAUACCCAGCCCAUCUCCCAGCGAUUAACCAACUCAGCAUACUAGUACUUAUCAUCCACCCAUCUAAGCUACAACAAGUCCUACAUUCUUCUACCCCGCAAUGGACCCCAACACUACUGCUACCGCCAUCGACGAGACCCCUCUCUCCGCAUCUCCAGAACGUCGCAGUUCCUUGGAGAAGCAUCUCCAGAGACGGCCUGACGUGCAGGAUCUCAAAGAUAGACAUAUUCUGCUGGAUACGAAUGUUGCUCCAUCCCUCCAAGCAACCCGCCAAGAACUUGCCCGCCAACGCACCACAGACGCCCUGAAGAAACAUCUUGAACAUCGUCCUGAGCGGGAGGAACUGGUUGAGCGAAACAUCCUCCCAACCACCCACGCCGCCCCCGCACUGCAGGCCAACGCCCGCGAACUCGAGAAACAUAUGUUGGCUGAUCACCUCGACCAGAAGAUUCAGAAUCGACCCAAUCCGGAGGAUUUGAUCUCGCAGGGCAUUUUGACGGAGGAUGAGGAUCCGAGGUUUCCAACUGUUUAGGGGAGGGGAGGUGGUAUGGUAUGACUGAUGAUGGAUGAAUGGAUGGAUGGAUGGACGGAUAUGGUGUUUGGUGUUUUGUUUUGAUUGAUUUGAUUUGAUUUAACUUAAAUGCUUCUGAUUGAUGAUUGUUUGAAGAUAGUGAGGACCCAGUUAGUACACUCGUACACGAUUGAUGAGGUUAUUGUCAUGGUUAUUUCAGAUUCAAUGUGCAUGUACAUCAUACAUCAUCCUGGAUCUCUCUCAUCCAUGUCGAAGAUGGACACGAGUAUGCACAAAUCCGCUCUCUACCUCCCCAAAUCCAUAAAACACCAUAAAUCAAUACUCAUCCUCACCACCC
Molecule: messenger RNA, 1364 nt
Organism: Aspergillus welwitschiae
Lineage: Eukaryota; Fungi; Ascomycota; Eurotiomycetes; Eurotiales; Aspergillaceae
Product: RPEL repeat-containing protein
Exons: 3
Coding region: 596-1027 (143 amino acids)
Source: RefSeq, a predicted model, not a curated record